Messenger RNA from Dicrocoelium dendriticum, 2646 nucleotides. NCBI's taxonomy places the organism in Eukaryota, Metazoa, Platyhelminthes, Trematoda, Plagiorchiida, Dicrocoeliidae. The record is from the annotation of a GenBank genome assembly.
UGUCGGGAUCAGCUUGUUGGGCAGCAGCCAUAGCGGCUAGAUCAAUGUUGGUGCCAGGCGAUAAGCUGAUCUGUUGAAUGCGUGAAAGCGCAUCAGCGACGGGAUUGAGAGCACCUGAGACAUGACGUACGUCUGUCGUAAACUGAGAAACGUAGUCUAGGUGUCUAGUUUCCCGCGGAGAAUACUUGUCUGUUGCGCCAUUAAUUGCGUAGAUCAAUGGCUUGUGGUCAGUGAAGACUGUAAAAUGUCGACCUUCGAGGUAGUGACGGAAAUGUCGGAUACCUAGGUAGAUAGCUAACAGUUCCCUACCGAAGGUGCUGUAACGCGAUUCGGCAGGUUGUAAACGUUUCGAGAAGAAACCUAGAGGUAUCCAUCGAUGGUCGAUGAGUUGUUGAAGAACUGCACCGACGGCAGUGUCGGAAGCGUCAGUCGUCAGGGAGAGUGGUGCAGACGUGUCUGGAUGGGCGAGAAGCGCUAUGUUGGAGAUAGCGUCUUUGAGCUUCUCGAAAGACAGUCUAGCGUCGUCUGUAAAAUGAAAAGACCGUUGGUUACCGCGGAGCAAGUCAGUCAUUGGUUGAACAAUGCUCGCGCAGUUAGGAAUAAAACGUCUAUAAUAGUUAACCAGGCCAAGAAAUCGGCGUAACUGCUUGAAGGAACUGGGAGCAGGAUAGUCCUUCAGUGCCUGGAUUUUGUCUGGCAGAGCUUCAAUACCAGACGCGGAUAUGCGGUGGCCAAGAAAGUCGAUGGAGCUUUGGCCAAGCUCGCAUUUAUCGGGGUUGACGGUAACCCCAUGCUGGGUUAAGCGUUGGAAGAGAGCGUCAAGGUGAUGAAGAUGUUCGUCAUUAGAAGAGCUGGCGAUAAGAAUGUCAUCUAGAUAAGGAUAAACGCCUUCGAGUCCUCGCGUUACCUCAUGAAUGAAACGCUGAAAAGUUUGGGCAGCGUUGCUGAGGCCGAAAGGCAUUCUGAGGUACUCGAAUAGGCCAAAUGGCGUAAUGACUGCUGUUUUAGCGAUGUCGUCUGGCGCCACAGGUAUCUGAUGGUAGGCGCGAACUAAGUCGACUUUGCUGAAGAUAGACUUGCCAGCUAGAGCUGAGGUCAAGUCGUGCAUGUGCGGGAUAGGGUAUUUAUCCGGGACGGUAACUUUGUUAAGUGCCCUGUAGUCACCACAAGGGCGCCAGUCACCGGAUUUCUUCGGCACCAUGUGUAAUGGUGAUGCCCAUGGACUUUUAGACGGGCGGAUGAUUCCCAGUUCGAGCAUUUGCUCGAAUUCCGCCUUAGCAGCUUUGAGCUUGUCCGGGGCUAAUCGGCGAGGGCGGGCCGAAACAGGUGGGCCCUUAGUGCAAAUGUAAUGCAUGACGUUCGACGUCACAGGAGGCAAGUCGUUCAGGACGCGAACGAGUUUAGGGUGCCUGCUGAAAAGUUCUAGAAAAGGCUGUGAAGCUUGAGGUAGGACACGAAUGGGAGUGAUAGCAGCCACGUUGGCGCUGGUCCCGAUAAUACUGAGCUGUGUCCUGGAGUCGAUAAGCUUCUUCCUUUUAGCGUCGACGAUGAGGUCGAAGCGUUGGAGAAAGUCUAUGCCUAUGAUAGCGAAAGGCACGGCAGCGAUUAUGAAAGGCCAACGAAAGGUUCGCCGGAGGCCUAAAUUGAGCGUUAACAGCUUUUCGCCGAAAGUUGCGAUUGGUGUGCCAUUGGCGGCACGCAGCUUGGUCGGCGAUGGUGAGACGACCUCAUCUGAGCUACGGGGUAUGACGCUAACUUCGGCACCAGUGUCGACUAGAAAGUCGGUGCCGGAAGUUAAAUCCCUGACGCGGAUGAGGCGACUUUGGUGUUGGCCAGUCGCGUCCGUCGCCGUUACGGACCGGCCGGGCAGUUUCCCUGCUUCUCGGCAAAGGUGCAAGGUUUGACACAUUUACGAGCUGCGGUACCAAAACGUUGAUGGUACCAACAGCUGGCCUGCCUGUUUCUAGACUUAGAACGUUUGCAGGGCGAUGUUGAGCGGCUAGGACGACGAGGGUUCAUAGUAAGCUGUUGCACCUGGCGACUAAGUGUCGCAACUUGUGUUUGGAGGGCUUCUAUAGUUGACUGUAAGCCAGUGAUAGAAGUGCCCUGGGACGCGACGGCAUGGACCUUGCUGGCGUUGGCUUGUGGCUGUGCUCGUUCAAUAACUCGAUCGGCUAAGUCUGCUAGUUGAGUGAGCGAAACGGAGCUCACUGUAGCGAGAAUCGCUUGCGUGUUUUCCGGUAGCCGUUGUAGCCAUAGUUCGCGAAGUAAAGUCUCAUCCAUGGUUGAGGAACCAAGGAGUUGCUGCAUCUCCCGUAGCAGGGUUGAGGGCAGUUUGUCGCCCAGCUGCAGAUCCCUGAAAAGCUGCUGCAGGCGAACUUUCUCAGAGGGCAUAACACGCUUAAUCGUGGCUUCCUUGAGAGCCUCAUAGCGGUUUUCGGUCUGAGAAAUGAUGACGUCACGAACCUGCAUUGAUAUCUCCUUGGGGAGAUAGGACAGGAGCUUGCAGUACUUCGCAUAGUCGGAAGUGAUUCUGUGGUUAUAAAACUCGGCCUCAAGAUGAGCGAACCACAAAACAGGAUCCAUGUCCCAAAAAGGUGGCACAGAGAGAGAUACAACGCUUAGUAGAGACUCUACCUUAUGGUC